AUGGCAAUAAGAACGAGAAUCUUCAGCUUCGUGUUUGCAAUGAUGAUGAGCAUCACGGUUCUGUCGAGUUCCUGCUCGGCGAAGAUCUACAAAGUGGGAGACUCCGAGGGAUGGACUGCUAAAGACGAUGUCUAUUACGCUUGGGCAGAGACCAAUUAUAAGGAGUUCCACGUGGGAGAUUCUCUCGUCUUCGAAUACGAUCCCAGCAUCAACGACGUGACUCAAGUUUCUGGCGCUCUGGAAUACGAGUUAUGCGACUAUUCUUCUCCUAAAGCCGUUUACAACACAGGACACGAUGUCGUGACUCUCACGGAACUAGGUUUUCACUACUUCAUCACCUCAAACCAAGCUCAAUGCGUAUUGGGACAGAAGCUCGGCCUUCUUGUCAUCCAUGACCCGUCACGUCCGGUUCCUCCACCACCAACACCCAGCAAGAUUCUUCCUGCUGGAAACACCUACAAGGUUGGAGACUCAAAAGGAUGGAACGUAUAUGAUAGUGACUUCUAUAACAAGUGGAGUGAGGAGAAACAGUUUCAUGUUGGAGAUAGUCUGAUUUUCGAGUAUGACAAUGAAGUCAAGGACGUCUAUGAAAUCAGGGGUGAUCUAGAAUUCAUUACAUGUGACCCAACGUCUCCUGUAGCUGUGCACAAGACAAGACAUGAUCUUGUUAGGCUUGCAGAACCAGGAAUUCAUUAUUUCAUAACCUCACACUCGGGUUAUUGUGAAGCUGGGCUUAAGCUUCGAGUGGUGGUGGGACCAGUACCUAAAGCUGUUGCUUACCCUAAUUUCCCCAAGAAGCUUCGAGUGGUGGUGGGACCAGUACCUAAAGCUGUUGCUUACCCUAAUUUCCCCAAGAAGGUGGACAUGUCAGCUAUGGAGCGCCUCAACAACUGGUUAAAGACUUUCAAACCCCAGCCACAUCAUUAA
Molecule: messenger RNA, 927 nt
Organism: Eruca vesicaria subsp. sativa (arugula)
Lineage: Eukaryota; Viridiplantae; Streptophyta; Magnoliopsida; Brassicales; Brassicaceae
Source: the annotation of a GenBank genome assembly